AUGUACUAUAUCCAUGCAGAACCCUCUGCUAUUCAUUGUUCACAAAAUGGUUCACUUUUGAAUCAGCUAGAACGUGAUUCCCAUCGCAUGGACACAUUAAAAAGGAAAGUUAAAAUUUUCUUCAGAGAAAAUGUUGAUCCUAAAUGUUGGGAGAAGCUCCCAACAUUGAAUAUGGGCUCCAUUCAUCUGGACUGGAACUUCCAGGAAUGUUAUGUUAUAGGUAGCCCCUCGGGACAUUUUCCCGGAUUUCAGUCAAAUAACCCUAAGAACAAAAUAUACACAAGAUUAGGCUAUAAUUUAUCAAAAGAACAUUUAUCAUUUAUGGUAAAAAGUAUCAGGAAAAAGCAAAUGAGGAGAGGAGAUAGAUCUGUCAAAGGGAUGAUGCAGAUAAUGAUGUGGCCUCUGCUGCUUUGCUCCAACACAACACCACCACCAAAUUCCACCGCUGAACGGGAAAUAAACUAUAUUGCAAUAAUUGAUGAGUGUGUUAAAAUUGGUCCACAUAACACAACAGCAGCCUCUUAUGAGAUAGAACAUCUGUAUUUAGUCAGUUCACUGCCCGAUCACUGCGCAUUUUCACCUCCGCCGAGUUUCGAUGCUUUUCAGCGCCAAACCUCUCUGAUGACCAGCUGCACGCUCUUGUGGAAGGAACUUUUCGAUCAUUUCUCUUCCCUCGAACAGGACCUCCAGAAGCAAGAAGAUGCGCUGAAAGCCAAGCCCCAAGUUUCGAAUUCAAAUACUGAGACAUCUCUGAAAGUCCUUGAUAACCGUGAGUCCUCAAUCUCCAAGUCAUUGUCUGUGGCCUUUGAAUCAUUGGAAAAGGCAACAAAAUCUUCAAUUUCUAGAGUAUUAUCGGAGGAUCUUACAGUAUGUAAAGAUGAGGACCAGAAUGGAGAGCCUGGAAUAGAUAACCCCGGGGUUUGUUUCUCAAGUUGGGGAAAGGAUAGGAGGAAGACGAAGAUGCAGCUUUUCCCCCUCUUUUUCUUUCUUUUUUGGAGCGAAUUGGAUGGUGGGACCGACGGCUUCCCCUCAUUGAAGAAGCCACGAAGUGAAACAUUAUAUAUUUGUUGUAGAUCCAGUUUGUACGCUCACCAGAAAUUAAAAAGAAGAAAAAGAAAGAGAAAAAAAGAAAAGACGAUGAAAGAAUCAAUAAGCAAAAAAGAAGGCGACCAGGCACAAAUAGAUAUCUGGAAUUAUGUGUGUGGUUUUACUUCAAUGGCUGUAGUAAAGUGUGCUGUUGAUCUAGGAAUACCUGAUGUCUUGGUGAAUCCCAUGACACUCUCCGAGCUCUCUUCGGCCCUCAAUUGCUCACCUUCUGCUCUCUAUCGCAUCAUGAGAUUCUUGAUUCACCGCGGGAUCUUUAAGGAGACAGUGAAUGAUAAUAAAGAUCAAUUAGAAUCAAUUAUUUACGCUCAAACGCCUCUUUCCAAGCUUCUAAUAAAAAAUGGAGCCAAUAGCAUGGUUGAUCUUUUGCUACUAGAGACCAGCCCAGUAAUGCUUGCACCAUGGCUCAGUCUAAGUGCACGGGCUUUAGCUGACGACGCUUCAUCAUUUCAGGCUGCGAAUGGUGAGGAUCUAUGGCGCUAUGCUGCGGAAAAUCCAGCCCAUAGCAAGCUGAUAGACAACGCAAUGGGGUGCAUGGCUAGGAUAACAGUGCCGGCAAUUCUUGAUCACCAUCCAGAGGUUUUCGAAGGGAUUACUUCUUUGGUGGAUGUUGGUGGUGGCAAUGGAACAGCUCUUAGCAUUUUGGUUAAGGCUUGUCCAUGGAUUAAGGGGAUUAACUUUGAUCUCCCUCAUGUAGUUUCUGCUGCUCCACAUUAUGAUGGAGUUGAGCAUGUUGGAGGCAAUAUGUUUGAAAGUGUUCCAAAGGCUGAUGCUGUUUUCAUCAUGCAAGUUUUACAUGACUGGAACGACGAAAAGUGUAUAGACAUCUUGAAAAAGUGCAAAGAAGCUAUUCGUGCAGACACGGGAAAAAUGAUCAUCGUGGACAUUGUCAUUAACGAAGAAGAAGUGGACAAGUAUAAACAUGUUCACUUGUAUCUAGAUAUGAUUAUGAUGGCUCAUACUGAUACAGGAAAAGAAAGGACUCCUAAAGAAUGGGAAUAUGUUCUGAAUGCAGCUGGAUUCAGUAGAUACACAAUCAAACAGUUUCAUUAUGUUCAAUCUGUGAUUGAAGCCUAUCCAUAAGAGUGGGAAUUAUUUAUGGCAAAUUAAAAUGUAUUCCAAUAAAAUAAUUAGAUUUUGUAAUCGUUCACAACUCUACGUAUAUAAGUUGUGAAAUAUAUGUAAACAAUAAAGAAUAAUAGUGAUAAUUACUAUACUUCAUUGAGUGUC
Molecule: messenger RNA, 2334 nt
Organism: Olea europaea var. sylvestris
Lineage: Eukaryota; Viridiplantae; Streptophyta; Magnoliopsida; Lamiales; Oleaceae
Exons: 9
Coding region: 1-2187 (728 amino acids)
Biological process (GO): methylation
Molecular function (GO): protein dimerization activity; S-adenosylmethionine-dependent methyltransferase activity; O-methyltransferase activity
Source: RefSeq, a predicted model, not a curated record